Molecule: messenger RNA, 5954 nt
Organism: Taeniopygia guttata (zebra finch)
Lineage: Eukaryota; Metazoa; Chordata; Aves; Passeriformes; Estrildidae
Gene: OLFML2A
Product: olfactomedin like 2A
Biological process (GO): signal transduction
Source: RefSeq, a predicted model, not a curated record
ACCGGCACCGGCGUUGGCACCGACGGGGGUCGGGACCGGGAUCGCGAUCGCGGCCCCGAGCGAUCACGGCGGUGGUCGGGAGCGGGCAGGGGCAGCCCGGUCGCUGCGGUGUCCCCGGCGGUCGCUGCUCUCUGUGCCCGGGCGGAGCGGCGGGGGCGCGGCCCGACACCGGCGGCGGGCGGGGGUCCCGGGAAGGGCCGCGGUUCGGGUGCCGCCGCUGCCAUCGCGGCGGGGCUCGGCGCAGGGAAAGACCCGGGCUGUGGGCGCGUUCGAGCGCUUGGAAGGUGCCCAAGCCCCGGCGCUGCGGUGAUGGGCGCUGCAACGAGCGACUCCGUGCCAGAGAGAGCAGCCCAGACAAGCCUUCCCCGCGGGGAUGAGGAGCGGGAGCGGGACCGGGCAGCGGGGGGAGCCAGCCUCCCCCUGCAUCCAGGAGCCCUCGCUUCCAGCUGGAACACGUCUCCCACGGGGUCAGUGGCCGUAGCGGGGCCAGAGCAGGGACACCGGGACCCAGCCCAGAGGAACGGUGGUGGGAGCAGCUACUGCUAGGAUCACCAAAUGUUAAAAAGACAGGAUUUUCCAAGACAUUUGGUGGGAAACGACACUAACACAGCUGUUGUCGGGCAGCACUUAGGUUGGAACAGAUAUCCAGAGCCUGGAAUGCCCUGUUGCUCGGCUUCCCGGCGGGGUGCCAGGGCUGAUGCUGGCAGGACUCAGCGAUCCACGCGGUGCCGUCUCCCUCCCCGCAGGUGCUGCCUGCUGUGCUCAGAGGUGUUUCCUCCACGCUUGCCGUUGGGUGAGAUCCCAUCGGUGGGCAUGCAUGUGCCACACAAGCGCUUGGCAUGGCUGUGUCCCUGUGACCAGCACGGGACGCCCAAGCGGUGCCAGCGCCAGCGCCCGGGGCCUGGCUGCCGUCAGCCACGGCCCAGCCCUGCCAGCACCGUUCUGCCUCAGCUGCAGGACGUGUUUGGCACUUUGUGCCAAGCCUGGGAGGAGGAGGAAGAGGAGGGUGACAUGGUUUCCCUCCCGUGACGGGGACAUGCCUUCCAGCAGCUGUGCCAGAGGCGUGUGGUGUGGCAGCUUAUCAACAAAGCGUGUUUUCCUCCAAGACGAGUCUUCUGGCAGCAGCCGAGGGACAGCUUAAAAGCUGGCCAAGGGUCAUUGUCAAAGGUCCCGCUUUCUCCAAAUAAUGUCACAAACUCUGUGCUCACAUGGAUGCUCUUGCAAGCAGUCCCGGAAACUGGGAAAAUUACCCAGCUCGUAAAACUUUCAGUGAGGAAACCCUCAGCAAAGUGCAGGGACACUCUCCCACACCAGCCAUGGGUGUGCAGCCCCUGGGGAGCUGGGACCUGCUCGGGAGGAGAGGCAGCAGCCACCUGCCAGCACCCUGGGCUGGGGUCUGCAGUGAGUGGGGGACGCAGGGGGAGAAUCACUGGAGCCCCUGCAGAGCUGCAUCAGCCCCCGACGCAGGUUUCUCGGGGAGCUCACAGACUCCCACCUGGAGAAGGCAGAGCAGCACGGGCUGCCUUCUGCCCUCGCGUCCCCAGCUGCCUGUGCGCUGUUGGGGAGAGGGGAUGUGCGUGCCCUGGUGCGGGCUGUCCCCUGCAGAGCCGGGCACAGCCAGGCCCGGCCUGACAGAGGCACCCAGCCAAGGUACCGCGGUGGGCGACCCACGGAGUCUCCUCGCGUGGGAGCCUGGUUUUUAAUACUUCCUUGCUUAUGGGCUUUUCUGUAUAAAUAGAACAUGCAGUUCCUGUUUAGGGAAGCUGGCAGACGGCACGGCGAGGUUUAGAGUUACGGCCCCACGAGAAGGUGGGCGGCAGCCCGGGCACAGUGCAGAGACACCCGCAGCGCGUUUGCCCACACGGGACGGCCGUGGCCGGGUCCUGGGAAGGGGCCGGCCCUUCAUGCCGUGGGAGAGGCGAUGUGCGCCGGGCACCUCCACGAUGUGCAGGGUCAUGGCUGCUCCGGUGGGUUCACUGCGCCGGGCAGCCGCCUGCUCAGCCCAGCACAGCGCAGGGUCACCCACAACCCCAGGAACGAGCUUCCAGCCCGGGCAGCUGCAGCCCUGCCCUGCAGGAGCUGGUGGGGUCACCGCGUGUGCCGGGGGUCGCGCUGUGCCGCAUCAGCGGCACCCUCACUGCUGGCUGCUGCUCUUCACCAGGCUGGUUCGGGCAGGAGCGGGGGACCCCAGCUGGGAACUGAAGUGGGGCUCAGCGGGGAGGAUGGAUGUCUCGUGGAUUCCCACACGGGUGGACGCUGCCCGCGGCAGGACAGCCAGCUCCAGCUCCGGGCCGGGCUGGGAAUCCUCCUGCCUGUUUGCACAAGUGCCAGCCUGGCCUUGGGGGAGGUCAGGGGCCCCGGGACGUGCGAGCCUGGCGAGGUGGUGUUUGGGGAGGGGGUCCCUGCCCCGCUCCCUGCUGAGAGCUUGAUUAGAUUCUGCUCAAUUUACAGCCCUUUGGCUUCCUGGUGUUUCCCUGCAGCCAGCAGGACCUGGUUUCCCUUUGAACGAAAGAGGGGUUUUUGAAAUGCAAACUGUGUGAAGUUCUGCAGCCCUUCAGAAAGGGGAGGAGGCCCCUGGCCCGUGUGGGCUGUGGGGAGCUGGGGGUCCGUGCCCAGCUCGGGGAAUGCCGGUGCUACAGCGGCGCAGGCAGGAGGGUCCCUGUGCACCCGUGGGUGCCGCCUGGUGCAGGACACGGGCCCCGUGGGCCUCUGCCCUUUCCCACGCCGCUCUGCACUCCGCUGUGGUCUGGGGAGGACCGGGAGCCAGAGCUCAACUCGUUUCCCAGCUCUGCCAGCGUUCUGUUCCCAGGAUGAGUCAGAGUCCCUGUGGGCAGAGCCCUCUCCCUCCGGGGUCACCGCACUGCCUCUCGCUCUCUCCCACCCUCCCGGGCGCUGGGAGCACACAUCCCACCCGUGGGGCACCCAGAGCCCGGCCAUGCUCCUGCCAGCCCAGGGGUGCCCCGCAGGUGCACAGCUGGUGGCAGGGGGUGGGAGGGACUCGGCUCCCCUGUCCCUGAGCACAACGGGAGAAAUGAGCUAAACCGGCCGAAAAGCACCCUGGGCUCUGCAGCGUGAAUCAGGGCCAUGUGUGGAAACAAGGCAGUCCUUGAGCCUGUGCCUCGGGCCAUCGCAGCAGGCUGAGGGGCCGAGCUCACCCCGAGGUGAGCAUGUCACCACAAACAACGAGCCCUGUGUGGGCUUGGAGCCGUGCCGUGGGGGCACAGAGGCGCUGCUGGGUCUUCUUGCCACCAUCCCUGCUCACCGAGGUCUUGCUGGAGGCUGGGAAACAGCCACAGAAAUGAGACUGAAGUACCUGGGCCACAAAACACUGCAGGGAUGAGCAUCUCCUUGGGCUUUGUCACUGUCAGCCUGGCUGCAGAGCAGUGGGACAGGGUGCUCGGGACUAGACAGUGCCUCACUCUCUUUGGGGUGCUCGGGACUAGACAGUGCCUCACUCUCUUUGGGGCACAGCCACGAGCCCCAGGGCAGUGGGAGAUCUCUGGCCAAGCAGCAGUGGGGCAGCUGGCUGUGAUGGUCUGCUGGGGUUGGCGAGGCCCUGUGGGACACCCGGCUGGGGCACCGGGCUCAUCACGGGUCCCGCAGGCUCUGGGUGACGUGGACCAGGUCCGGAUGACCUCCGAGGGCUCCGACUGCCGCUGCAAGUGCAUCCUGCGGCCGCUCAGCAAGGACGCCUGCAGCCGCGUCAGGAGCGGCAGCGCGCGCGUGGAGGAUUUCUACACCGUGGAGACGGUGAGCUCGGGGGCUGACUGCAAGUGCUCCUGCACCGCGCCCCCCUCCUCACUCAACCCCUGUGAGAAUGAGUGGAAGAUGGAGAAGCUGAAGAAACAGGCCCCUGAGCUCUUUAAGCUGCAGGCCAUGGUGGACCUGCUGGAGGGAACGCUGUACAGCAUGGACCUGAUGAAGGUGCACUCCUACAUCAGCAAGGUGGCGGCGCAGAUGAACACGCUGGAGGAGACCAUCAAGACCAACCUGAGCAGGGAGAAUGACUUCAUGAAGGAGAGUGUCCAGCACCUCACCGACCAGAUGAAACGCUACGAGAACUACUCUGACAUCAUGAUCAGCAUCAAGAAGGAGAUCUCCAACCUGGGCUACCAGCUGCUGCAGAAGGACGCAGCUGCCGUCCCCGAGAGCAAGGCACAGGACACGACAGGUGGCCGAGAGAAGGAGGCAGGACGGUACCCCAGCACCCGCAAGGCUCUGGGGGACAGGGCAGGGCCCCGAGCGCCCAAGGAGAAGCCGCUGAAGCCCGAAAAGCCCAAGAAGGAGAGCACCAAGGCCAGGGCAGGGUCCCAGCCCACGGCCAAGCCCAAGCCCCCGGCGCAGCAGCAGACUGUGGUCCGAGGCAUCACCUACUACAAGGUCGGGCAGGCGGGAGCGGCGGAGGGUCCGACCAGCGGCCGCGAGGGCCCCGUGAGAGGGGCAGCCGCCUCAGAGCAGCAGGAGGACAGGGGCCCCCUGCCCCCCUCAGCUGAGGGCACCCCAGCCCAAGCUGUUGCACGGACAGAGAGCACCGUGCCUGGCACCACGGCUGUGCCCAGCACCGCCCCGGCCCCCCGCAGCACCGCCCGCAGCCCCCCCGGCCCCGGGCAGGGCACCGACCGCACCGGGGACCCCGAAACACCGCCCAGAGGGAAGGAGGCGGAGUGCGAAGGCACUCUCGAGUCCGUGGAGCCCCCCACGGAGCACCACAGCUACGGGCGCAAUGAGGGGGCCUGGAUGAAGGACCCGGCAGCCAAGGAUGACCGUAUCUACAUCACCAACUACUACUAUGGGAACAGCCUGGUGGAGUUCAGGAGCCUCGACAACUUCAAGCAGGGCCGCUGGAGCAACCUCUAUAAGCUGCCCUACAACUGGAUUGGCACCGGGCACGUGGUGUACAAAGGAGCCUUCUACUACAACCGUGCCUUCACCAAGAACAUCAUCAAGUAUGACCUGAAGGAGCGGUACGUGGCAGGCUGGGCGCAGCUCCACGACGUGGUGUACGAGGACACGACGCCCUGGAAGUGGAGGGGCCACUCGGACAUCGACUUCGCUGUGGAUGAGAGCGGGCUUUGGGUCAUCUACCCCUCGGUGGACUAUGACUACUCCCAGCAGGAGGUGAUCGUCCUCAGCAGACUUGACCCUGUGGACCUCUCAGUGCGCAAGGAAACCACCUGGAAGACGGGGCUGAAACGCAACACGUACGGGAACUGCUUCAUCAUCUGUGGCAUCCUCUACGCUGUGGACACCUACAGCCAGAAGGAAGGGCAGAUCUCCUAUGCCUUCGACACGCACACAGACACGGAGGCAGAGCUCCGACUGCCCUUCCUCAACCACUACUCCUUCACCACGCAGGUCGACUACAACCCCAAGGAGAAGGUGCUCUAUGCCUGGGACAAUGGCCAUCAGAUGACGUACGGGCUCCGCUUCGUGGUCUGAGUGCCUGGGCGGGUCCCGCUGCACUCCUGUGCCCACCCUGCGUUGUGCCUGGCUGGGGCACCCUGACGCAGCCUGGCCCUGGCACCCCAGCUGCAGCCAGGGCUGUGGCAAGAGCCCGGCUUCCACCCCAAAACCUUCCCCAUCUGCUAUGGCCAUCGCCUGCACGGUGCCCACUGUGCUGCAGGGCAGGGAGAGCACAUGAGAGCAGUCCCCAGCAGACUGCCCUGUGACAACGUGGCCCCGGGGCCGUGGCAGCUGGGCCAGCAUCGCCUUCCCUGGGACACAGAGAGGAGCCAACUCACAUCCCCCUGCUCUGCUGGCACCACCUGCCCUGCAGCAGCGCACCGAGCGCCUCCCGCGCUGCCCCGGCCUGCCGGGACCACGUGUGCCAUCCCUGCAGCCGUGCCAGUGCCGGGACAGCCCCGUGGGCCGGGGCCCCCUCACUGCCAGGCACCAGGAACAGGUGCCAGUCGCUAUUUUAGGAAGUGUGGUUAAGAUGCCUUUGCUUUUGCUGA